This is a messenger RNA of Linnemannia hyalina, 1476 nucleotides long. NCBI's taxonomy places the organism in Eukaryota, Fungi, Mortierellomycota, Mortierellomycetes, Mortierellales, Mortierellaceae. The record is from the annotation of a GenBank genome assembly.
AUGGACGCCUAUGGUAUUGGUGCCAACGAUGUCGCUAAUGCCUUCGGCACCUCUGUCGGUUCCGGUACCAUUACCCUUGCCCAAGCCUUGCUCAUCGCCUGUUUCUGUGAGUUCGGAGGAGCUUUCCUCCUCGGUGCCAACACUACCGAGACCAUCAAGGGUGGAAUCGUUGAGACGUCCUUGUACGAGGCCCAGCCCGAGAUUCUUAUGUUGACCAUGGUUUGCGCUUUGAUCGGUUCCUCCAGCUGGGUCUUGUUCGCCACCUCCCGCGGCUGGCCCGUCUCGACCACCCACGCCAUUGUCGGUGCCAUUUGCGGUGCUGGUAUCUCUGCCUUCGGUUCCGAUGGUAUCCAGUGGAGUGGUAUCACAAAGAUUGUCCUUUCCUGGGUAGUCUCUCCCGUCUGCGCCGGUCUUGUCUGUGCCCUCCUCUUUGGUAUCACCCAGUUCUUGGUCUUGAAGCACGAGAACUCGUUCCAGCGCGGUCUCGUCGCUAUCCCCGUCUACUUCGGUAUUGCCUUGACCGUCAACGUCUUCUACAUCAUCUUCAAGGGUGCCCCAAAUACCUCCCUGAAGUCUGACAGUAAGAUUGGAAUUGCCGUCGGUAUUGCUCUCGGUGUCGGUGCCUUGGUCUUCCUCUGGUGCUUCUUCUUCCUCCGCCCCUUCCUCCGCCGCAGAAUCAAGGACAACGAGAACCUCAAGUGGUUCCACGUCUUCAUCAUCCCCUUCGUCAAGCCCCAGGGUGAGGUUCCUGUGGUUGUCGAAGAGAAGGGUGGCAAGGCCGCUGUUGAUCUUGAGGCUGGUGAAGGCAAGGCUGAUGCUUCGUUGGUUGCUCUCGAGGACAAGGAGAAGUCCUUUGGCCAGAAGCUCAAGGGUUUUGUCACCCACGGUCUUAACCAGGAGGUCAACAUCACCCACGACUUGAAUACCAACUCUGUCCACGACCACGCUACCAAGUACGACCACGAUACCGAGCGUCUCUUCUCUGCCGUCCAGGUCGUCACUGCCUGCUUCACCUCCUUUGCCCACGGUUCCAACGAUGUUGCCAACGCCAUCGGUCCCCUUGCCACCAUCUACUACAUCUGGGAGAACGCCAACAUUAACGUCAAGAAGGCCCCCGUCCCCGUCUGGAUUCUUGUCUUUGGAGGUCUUGCCAUCGAUCUUGGUUUGAUGACCUACGGUUACCACGUCAUGCGCACCCUCGGUAACAAGAUGACCUACAUGUCUCCUACCCGUGGAUUCGCGGCCGAGAUGGGUACUUCGAUCACUAUCUUGACCUGCUCCAAGCUCGGUCUUCCCGUCUCCUCGACCCACUGCAUCACCGGUGCCACCUCGGCCAUCGGUCUCAUGUCUGGCGGUGGUUUCAAGUCCCUUAACUGGCGUCUUCUGCUCGGUAUUUUCGCCGGAUGGAUUGCCACCCUCCCCGCUGCCGGUCUUGUUUCUGUGGGAACAUCGGAAUUGCGCAACGUGUACCGUUAA